Messenger RNA from Ostrinia nubilalis (European corn borer), 1446 nucleotides. RefSeq names its product BTB/POZ domain-containing protein KCTD12 (gene Ktl). The record is from RefSeq and is a predicted model, not a curated record. Lineage: Eukaryota; Metazoa; Arthropoda; Insecta; Lepidoptera; Crambidae. Gene Ontology annotation, biological process: protein homooligomerization. The transcript has a single exon. Bases 7 to 708 code for a protein of 233 amino acids.
UCAGCCAUGGCGGACGCGCCGCCCGAGGUCCUCGAAUUGAACGUGGGCGGCGUGCAUUACGCCACCACGCGCGACACGCUCCUCCGCGAACCCGACUCGCUUCCCGCCGCCGCGCUGCGCGAUGCAGACCACCCGCGUGACGCUCGCGGACGCAUUUUCUUCGACCGUGACGGAGUUCUCUUCCGUUAUGUGCUCGAUUAUCUCAGAGACGGUGGACUCGUGCUUCCCGAGUGCUUCAGGGAACAUAAACGUCUAGCGCGGGAAGCGAAACACUACCGCCUUGCCGGGCUGGAGAAUGCAGUUCGAGAAGCGGAUCCUCGACCUCCGAAUCGUGAGCGCGGGUGCAUCACCGUCGGCUACCGCGGCAGCUUCGCGUUCGGCCGUGACGGCCUCGCUGAUGUUAAGUUCCGCAAGUUGUCCCGUAUUCUAGUCUGUGGAAAAGUGACGCUGUGCCGUGAUGUCUUCGGUGAAACCCUGAACGAGUCCCGAGAUCCGGACCACGGUCUCGCAGAUCGGUACACAUCGCGGUUCUUCCUGAAGCAUUCGUUCAUCGAGCAAGCGUUCGACAUGUUGCAAGAGAACGGUUUCAAACUGACUGCAAGUUGUGGCAGCGGCACGGCCGGCGGUGCAGCCGAGCUCAAGCCGGGUGUCGACUCGGAGGAGAAUCGUUGGAAUCACUACAACGAAUUUGUUUUCGUGCGCGAAUAAGUUCAACGUUACGUAGUAUUAAAUGUGAUAUGAAUCAGCUGAGCCGCUUCAGACCGGUGCGGCCGCUAUUACGGUGGACGGCAAUAAUAUGAAUACCUCUUUCAGGUAACGAGAUUAACGAAAAUUAUAUUUAUAAUUAUAAAUCUUUAUCUGAAACUAGUGUCUGUAUACUUUUAUCUUACUAGUUCGAUUACUGUUUACAGUCUGCGCCUUAUCAAUUGUUGACUUGUUGUGUUGUUGCAUUUAUUUAAUUACUAUGCCGAUUAAGAGACUUCAAUAUUAUUCAGACUGGUUAUUUACGUUAUUCUUAUGAUUUAGUUAAAAAUAACUAUUAUGUAGAUAUUGAGACCUUAAGAAUUGUAAUCAUGUAUCAAAUAGGUAGUGUUAAAUGUAAAAAAAUAUAAAUAGCAGUAGUUAAUUACUCCCUAUUAGGAUUAAUUUCAUGUACCUACUGUUACAUACCUAUUUCUAAUAAAUUUCCAAAUUAUUUUGUAUUGACUUUAUAGUAUUUAAAACUAUUAUUAUUACUUACUAAUGUAUUUUGAAAAUAACUGCGUGGGCCAUCAUUUUGAUACAAAUUAUGCCAAAUUUUUAUUAUAACAAGUCUGACGUUAUAUUAUUUUGUGUUUCAGUAUGUAUUAUAUUUGCAUAUUAUUAACAUUAUCUAUAUCUUUGUAUCUAUAUUAUAAUCAUAUUAUAAACAAUCUGGGUACACAGUUACCGAGUGAUGUGUUGUGA